CUCUUUCCUCCGUAAUUUGUACAAAACUUUUACACUUUUUUUUAAUUUCUCAGUCCUGUGUUUUUGUAUUUUUUUUAUUGCCUCUUUGCCCUAAGCAGACCUUGAGCACGCCCCUCCUUUCAUUCUAUACUCCAACACACAAUGGGCGGGUGCAUGUCACAGCCAUAUGACGAGGAGGCCCUGCGGAGCGCAGAGAUAGACCGGCAGCUGGAGGAGGAGCGGGACCGGCGUAGCCAGGAAGUGAAGAUUCUGCUGCUGGGCAGCGGCGAAUCGGGCAAAUCGACAAUUGUCAAACAGAUGAAAAUCAUUCACCAGAACGGGUACACGCGCGAGGAGCUGGCGCUGUUCCGCAUGACCAUAUACAAGAACGUGCUGGACAGCGCACAGGAGCUGGUGGUAGGCAUGCAAAAGUGCCAGCUGUUCCCGCAGGACGCGCACAACAUGGACUUUGUCAACACAAUACUCGGCCUGAACAUUGAAAAGACGCUGGCGAUAAACAUCACGCCCGAGUUUGUCGAGGGGAUCGAGGCCCUGUGGCGCGACCCGGUGAUCGAAAAGCUGAUAGUGCGCACCAGCGACUUCUACCUGAUGGACUCGGCGCCGUAUUUCUUCAACAACAUCCGGCGGAUCGGCGACCCAAAGUACCUGCCGACCGAGGCCGAUGUGCUGCGCGCCCGUUCAAAGACCACAGGCAUCAUUGAGACGCGCUUCAUGAUGCACCACACGUGCAUACACAUGUUUGAUGUCGGCGGCCAGCGGUCGGAGCGCAAAAAAUGGAUCCACUGCUUUGAGUCGGUCACCUCCAUCAUCUUCUGCGUGGCAUUGAGCGAGUACGACCAGGUGCUGCUGGAGGAGGCCACACACAACCGCAUGGACGAGAGCCUCGUCCUGUUCGACUCGGUCAUCAACAGCCGGUGGUUUCUGCGCACCUCCAUCAUCCUGUUUCUCAACAAGAUCGACCUGUUCCGGAAGAAGAUUAAAAUUGUGCCUCUCAGCCGCUACUACCCAGAGUACACGGGCGGACCCGACGAGAAGCUGGCGACGAGGUUUGUGCUGUGGAAGUUCACGCAGGCGAAUCGCGCCAACCUGCAGCUCUACCCGCACGUCACCCAGGCCACAGACACGUCCAAUAUCCGCUUGGUGUUUGCGGCCGUCAAGGAGACCCUGCUGCAGAACGCUCUGCAGGACAGCGGCAUUUUGUAAGCGCGUUUUUGUCAUCCAAACAUCACAGAUAUCUUAAUCAGCUCUCUUUACUUUUUUACUCCCAUUUAUACGCACCACAUUCAACACCCACCAGCAGCCGGCAAUAUGCCACCAGCCGGGCGCAAUAUAGCCCAGGCCUAUCGCGCACAUGGUCAUAUAUAAUGUCUUGUUUUUUGUAAACGUGAGUCGCUACUACCGGCGUGCUUCUUACUUUUUCCGUCCACCAU
Molecule: messenger RNA, 1430 nt
Organism: Linderina pennispora
Lineage: Eukaryota; Fungi; Kickxellomycota; Kickxellomycetes; Kickxellales; Kickxellaceae
Product: G protein alpha subunit
Exons: 1
Coding region: 142-1203 (353 amino acids)
Biological process (GO): adenylate cyclase-activating G protein-coupled receptor signaling pathway
Cellular component (GO): heterotrimeric G-protein complex
Molecular function (GO): guanyl nucleotide binding; GTPase activity; G protein-coupled receptor binding
Source: RefSeq, a predicted model, not a curated record